Colletotrichum abscissum is the source of this 1221-nucleotide messenger RNA. RefSeq names its product calcineurin-like phosphoesterase. The record is from RefSeq and is a predicted model, not a curated record. Lineage: Eukaryota; Fungi; Ascomycota; Sordariomycetes; Glomerellales; Glomerellaceae. Gene Ontology annotation, molecular function: hydrolase activity, acting on ester bonds. The transcript has a single exon. The coding region runs from base 1 to 1221 and encodes 406 amino acids. Gene Ontology annotation, cellular component: cytoplasm.
AUGCCGGAAUCAAAGCUGGAGCAGGCGGUGCAGCCGCGCCCGCCGCAGUCAUCCUUUCGACUAGCCGAGAGGGUGUGUCAGCUCGUCCUGGUCUUCUCCAUCAGCUUCGCGGCCAUGUUCAUGAUGAUGACCAAGAUUUCGCCGGGCAAGUGGCCUUUGACGGAGCCGUCAAUAAGCAAGCCAAGACUCAAGGUGUCGGGCCAGCGCGACUACCUCAUUGCCAUCUUCUCCGAUCUGCACUACGGAGAGCAGGAAUUUGGCUGGGGCAUUGACCAGGACAAGAAUUCCACCAGAGUCAUGCAAUCUGUCAUGAAGAGCGAACAGCCCGACCUCGUCGUAUUCAACGGCGAUCUCAUUACUGGCGAGGAUACCCACAAGGAGAACUCGACGCUCUACAUUGACCAGAUUGUCGCGCCCCUCCUCAAGACGAACCAGCGGUGGGCAUCCGUCUACGGGAACCACGACUCCAAGCACACGCUGGACCGCGAGCAGCUGUUCCGUGCCGAAAAAGGCUACGACCUCUGUUACACAACGUCCAUGGGCGAUAAUCUCCCGGGCAUCACAAACUACUACGUCCCUGUCUACGAGGGAGACUCCAAGGACCCCAUUCUGCUAUUGUGGUUCUUUGACAGCCGGGGCGGCACUAGCUACCAGACGGAUUCCGAUAACAUGGACGACAUUCCAAACUGGGUUGCCCCCGAGACGGCCGAAUGGUUUACCAAAACCUACGACGACCUCAAGGACAAGCACGGCCGUGUCAUUCCCAGCGUCGCCUUUGUCCACAUCCCCCCUCACAUCUUUUUGACGGCCCAGCAGACCAACCUCGACCCCGCCAAGUUCCCUGGGCUGAAUGCCGACAGCCCGCUAGCCAUCCAAGGCGAGGGUGGAGAGGACGCCCCCUUCGUCGAGGCGCUACUCGAGGCCGAGGGUCUCCACAGCAUCUAUGUUGGGCACGACCACGGCGACUCGUGGUGCUCGACCUGGCCCGGCCACGACGCCGGACUCGGCGCCGAGGCCCCAUUCCUCUGUUUUGCAAAGCACACGGGCUACGGCGGAUAUGGCACCUGGGAACGCGGCGCUCGGAUGAUUAAGCUCUCCUUCACGCAGGGCGACGACCCAGACAUGUCGGUGGAGAGCUGGGUCCGCAUGGAAAACGAAGAAAUUAUAACGCGCGUAACACUCAACGAGACCUACGGCCAGGACACUUAUAAUGGGGAGUAA